This is a messenger RNA of Synchiropus splendidus (mandarinfish), 3956 nucleotides long. Its product is annotated as phosphatidylinositol 3-kinase regulatory subunit alpha-like. Gene Ontology annotation, cellular component: phosphatidylinositol 3-kinase complex. Gene Ontology annotation, molecular function: protein binding; 1-phosphatidylinositol-3-kinase regulator activity. The record is from RefSeq and is a predicted model, not a curated record. The coding region runs from base 1378 to 2736 and encodes 452 amino acids. Lineage: Eukaryota; Metazoa; Chordata; Actinopteri; Syngnathiformes; Callionymidae. The transcript has 10 exons. Gene Ontology annotation, biological process: phosphatidylinositol phosphate biosynthetic process; insulin receptor signaling pathway.
GAGGGCAACUGUUGUGCCGUAAGCAAGAAGAGAAAAAUAUCCUCUUUUUGAUGCUGCAACUGACGUCAUGAUUCUGCGCUGUUUAAAUUUUUUUUUUGCUUGAUGUUGUAAAUGUGUGCAAAAUAAGCGACAGAGGGUGGGAGAUGAAGUUCUUAUAUGUCAAUGGAUCUAUGUGUGAAGAGCCAUCGUCGUGACGUAAUGGUUUUUUCAGUUGUGAAUGAACAGAGGCGAGGUCCCUAUAUACUUGACAGAUUUAACAACGGUAAUGCUGAGCAACCUGUGCUCCGUCUCCCUCACCUGUGACAGCAGUGCUCUUCAUGCUCCCAUGCGUCAAAUUAAAUCAUUAUUGGCAACAAUACCCACAUGCACAUGAUUAUUCUUUAGCUUCAACAACAUAUAUUUCAAUGAUUUAAUAACCCAAAUGCUGUGUUUGAAGCACAUAACUUGUUCUUGCACAGCCUUUCUAUGUCAUUGAGAAGUAAGACCAGUAACCGUUACAUCCCUCGCUUGUAUAAAUCCAAACUUCAAGGCGGCAAAAUUUGUAAAGGAGUAAUUACGGCAAAUAAUAAUUUUAUUUGUACAUAAAACAUGACACAAAUUGCUUAAGGGAUGCUGUAUUUUACCCAAUUAUGCUCACAGCAAUGUCCAACAUUAUCAAUAUCUGAUAAGGAAGUCUUCCUCAGAGUGUUUUCUCCAUCUUACAAAUAUGUGGUAGAUUGUCUCACUGUUGGCAAUCAUUGCUUCAUGGCCGUUAAGUGGCUUUUCAAGCCUUCAGUGGGUUGUUAAUUCCUCCUUUCACUCAUCAACGUUGGAGACGGCCAACAGCUGGUCAGACUGAGCGGCAGCUGAAGCGAUGACAUCAUCUGUCCUCCAAGCGAGUGAUGCAGCAGGGAGGAUGAGGGCAGCAGAGGGGGGUGUUGCCUUGGUGAUGUCACUGCCAUUGCUGGAUUGGCUGGGGGCGACGGUGAUGUCACACAUCUCCAAGCUGGUCCGCUGAGCUUCAGGUCCUGGCUGGUGUCGCCGGAGAGACAGACGGGGAAAGUUGCAUUGAUUUCAGUGCUGCUGGUUGAUGGUUGCAGAUGCUUGAGCCGUGUCUGUUAGCACAGGCUCUUGUGGAUCAGCAAAGGGUGUGUGCUGGACGUGCAGCCAACCCGCACUUGCAGCGAAAUAUGUCCCCUGCUGAUUUUGAUCAUCGGAAAUUAAAGGAUAAAACGGAGCUUGUUCAUUCUGCGGCCUGGAUCUGUUUCCUUUGAGAUGACGUCAGUUUUUUUCAAGGCAGGAUGGGAGUGAUCAGCUGUAGGCAGGAGACCAUGAGAUGGACUAAAAGAAGGAGCAUAUAUAUUUUGUUGAAAGGACAGUAAAGUUGUAGAGGUCGGCAUGGAGCGAGAGGAGGGAGAAACGUCUGAGUCGACGAGAUGUCGAGAUAAAGUCCUCUGCUACAUCAACAUGCAGAGUCCAGCUUUACCCCCCAAACCAGUCAAGCCUUCAACUCCGGCAGCCUCCAGCAGCUUUAACAACAGUAUGGCCCUGCAGGACGCCGAGUGGUACUGGGGAGACAUUUCCAGAGAGGAAGUGAAUGAGAAGCUGAGAGACACAGCUGAUGGUACGUUUCUGGUCCGAGACGCCUCCACAAAGAUGCACGGAGAUUACACUCUGACUCUGAGGAAAGGAGGAAACAACAAACUUAUAAAGAUUUUUCACCGGGAGGGCAAAUAUGGCUUCUCCGACCCAUUAACCUUCAGUUCGGUGGUGGAGCUCAUUAACCAUUACCGCCACGAGUCUCUGGCCCAGUACAACCCCAAACUGGACGUGAAGCUGCUGUACCCAGUCUCCAAACACCAACAGGAUCAAGUGGUGAAGGAGGACAGUAUUGAAGCUGUGGGUAAGAAGCUGCACGAGUAUCACCUGCAGUACCAGGAGAAGAACCGAGAGUACGACCGGCUCUACGAGGAGUACACCAGAACCUCACAGGAGAUCCAGAUGAAACGGACGGCCAUCGAGGCGUUUAAUGAGACCAUCAAGAUCUUCGAGGAGCAAUGUCAGACUCAGGAGCGCUUCAGCAAGGAGUACAUCGAGAAGUUUCGCCGAGAGGGCAAUGACAAGGAAAUCCAGAGGAUCAUGGAAAACUAUGACAAGUUGCGGUCCAGGAUUAGCGAGAUCGUGGAUAGCAAGCGCCACCUAGAGGUCGACCUGAAGAAACAGGCUGCCGACUACCGGGAGAUCGACAAGAAGAUGAACAGCAUUAAGCCAGACCUGAUCCAGCUGCGCAAGACUCGGGACCAAUAUCUGAUGUGGUUGACCCAGAAGGGCGUUCGGCAGAGGAAGCUGAACGAGUGGCUUGGCCUGAAAAACGAAACCACAGAAGACGAGUACAGCAUGGUGGAGGAUGAGGAGGACCUUCCUCACCACGACGAGCGUCUGUGGCGCCUGGGAAACAUCAAGCGCGGACAGGCCGAGUCACUGCUGCGUGGGAAGAGAGACGGAACCUUCCUGGUCCGAGACAGCAGCAAGCCUGGCUGUUACGCCUGCUCCGUGGUGGUGGACGGGGAGGUGAAGCACUGCGUCAUCAACAAGACGAGCACGGGCUACGGUUUCGCCGAGCCCUACAACCUGUACGGCUCGCUGAAGGAGCUGGUGCUGCACUACCAGCACACCUCGCUGGUGCAGCACAACGACUCCCUGAACGUCACGCUGGCCUUCCCUGUCAACAGCAACCUUUCACUGACCAGGCUCUGACCCCACGACCUCCUGCCACAUCAACUCAACUCAAGAGCUACAGUUGGAGGCGCAACAUCGUGAGGGAUGGAUGACGUGAUGACAAGCACCAACUUCCUGUUUGGGCUCUUGAAUAUUGAUGACACUGUUUGUACUGUUGUUUUUACAUCACUGGUGGCCCAGUGUUCCAGCCCUCCUGCAGAGAUGGGCCAUGCUUCUGCCAACAAAUCCUCCACCACGUCCUGAUUUUGGGUUUGACAUAGUCCGUCAGCACCACCUGUCAGAGUAGGAGGGCACCUGCAAGGCUCAUGUCUCUAUAUUUCUCGAUUCAGUUUAUUUCCUGACUGCACGCUUCGUUGUUCGCUGAAUUCCAAACGUGUAUCCACCAAGCUUUAUUGGUGAACUCACGCUCUCCCCCUAGUGGUCAGAGCUGGCCAUCUCUCUGAGCAGGAACAUGAACUUGUAUGGCAACUUUCAUUCCCAUUUCUGCACAAAUAAUGGCCUAAAAGUACGACCACAGCGAUGAUGUUGAUGAUGUCAGAAGAACAGUUGGACAAUCUUGUGAGAACUUUCUUUGUUUUGCGAAUCACUGUGAGCGACCCAGAACGAGGUUCCAAAAAUGAGGGCGAGUUGACUGACCCCGCAUUUCAAAUCAGGAGAAUGAAACUAAGCUGCAUCUCGACGUCAUCCAAAGAUUUUCCUCCGUCAGCUGUUUUUGUCUGGCGUUUUCCUCGGAAAACCGCUGUCACCUUUGUUUCCCAUGGCAGAAACAUUUCAACAUUUCUCAGCACAAUCCAGAACUCUCUGGGCACCUUCAACGGGUGAGAAGCUCACCCACUCUGGACUGUGAACAUUUCCUUAUUUUCAGGAGUUUCAGCUUUUUCAUGGACAGUUGGAAACAUUCCUGCUGAAGCUCCACUGGUGUAAAUGAUUCUUUUAAGCCUUCUUCUAAUAUUCAUCUUUCAAACCUGGGUACAAAACCGUGAUGUCCUGGACUUGGAAGCUGCGGAUCACAUCCUGGUUAAGCUUAUUUCGACACACACUCGAAAACGUCCGCAACGUUUCAAGCUCUUCUUUUCUUCCCAUUUUAAAUGUGUUUCAAAAGAGUUCACUUGUUUUCAUUCCAGUACAACACCAAACUGAAACCAAACAUGUGAUCACAAAAAUAGUAAUAAUGAAGCGAUUCAUUAGACCUGCUGUUCUGCAGCUGUGAUCAAUAAAGCGUUUGUUCCAAACACAGA